Molecule: messenger RNA, 2433 nt
Organism: Zea mays
Lineage: Eukaryota; Viridiplantae; Streptophyta; Magnoliopsida; Poales; Poaceae
Product: protein phosphatase 2C 35
Exons: 4
Coding region: 137-1984 (615 amino acids)
Biological process (GO): protein dephosphorylation
Molecular function (GO): protein serine/threonine phosphatase activity
Source: RefSeq, a predicted model, not a curated record
CCACUCUCCUCCCCCCUUCUCCUCCUCUCCCACAAGUCAACUCUGCUCACGCCCUCACCUCCAUUUCCAUUAUAACCAAACCACCCAACCCUCCCCGCGUCCACAACCCUCCGCUCCGCUCCGCUCCCGUCCCGCCAUGGGCAACUCCCUCGCCUGCUUCUGCUGCGCGGGCGGCGCCGCGGGGCACGUGGCGCCCGCCGCGCUCCCCUCGGACCCCGCCUACGACGAGGGCCUCGGCCACUCCUUCUGCUACGUCCGGCCGGAUAAGGUGCCCGUGCCCUUCUCCGCGGACGACGACCUGGUCGCCGACGCCAAGGCGGCCGAGGACGCCACCACGUUCCGGGCCAUCUCGGGGGCCGCGCUCAGCGCCAACGUCUCCACGCCGCUCUCCACGUCCCUCCUCCUGCUGCUGCCGGACGAGUCGGCGGCCUCCUCCUCCGGCUUCGAGAGCUCCGAGUCGUUCGCCGCCGUGCCGCUGCAGCCGGUCCCGAGGUUCCCGUCGGGGCCCAUCUGCGCGCCCGCCGGGGCCGGGGCCGGGUUCCUCUCCGGGCCCAUAGAGAGGGGGUUCCUCUCGGGCCCCCUCGACGCCGCGCUCAUGUCGUCCGGCCCGCUCCCUGGCGCCGCCACGUCCGGCCGCAUGGGAGGCGCCGUGCCCUCGCUCCGCCGGAGCCUGUCGCACGGCGGCCGCCGCCUGCGGGAUCUCACCCGCGCGAUCCUCGCGCGGACGGAGAAGCUUCAGGGUUCGAUGGAUCUCGGCCUCGGCCUCGGCCUCGGCUCGCCCGAUGGCGCCGGGCUGCAGCUGCAGUGGGCGCAGGGGAAGGCCGGCGAGGACCGCGUCCACGUCGUGGUGUCGGAGGAGCGGGGCUGGGUGUUCGUCGGCAUCUACGACGGCUUCAACGGCCCCGACGCCACGGACUUCCUCGUCUCCCAUCUCUACGCCGCCGUGCACCGCGAGCUCCGCGGCCUGCUCUGGGACCAGCGCGACGCGCACCCCGACCAGCCGACCACGACCAGCACCACGGCCUCAGAUCACCAGGACCGCCGCCGCCGCCGCGCCCGCCGCUCGAGACCGCCGCGCGGCGCCGACGAUGACCAGCGGCGGUGGAAGUGCGAGUGGGAGCGCGACUGCUCCAGCGCCCUGAAGCCGCCGACCCAGCGCCCUCCUCGGGGCAGCAGCCAGAACGACCACCUCGCCGUGCUUAAGGCGCUUGCGCGCGCGCUUCGCAAGACCGAGGAGGCCUACCUGGACGUGGCCGAUAAGAUGGUCGGCGAGUUCCCGGAGCUUGCGCUUAUGGGCUCUUGCGUUCUAGCCAUGCUUAUGAAAGGGGAGGACAUGUACCUCAUGAAUGUAGGUGACAGCCGGGCUGUCCUGGGAACAAUGGACAGUGUAGACGUCGAGCAGGUCACCAGUGAUGGAUUGGUUGGGGAUGGCACGCCGCUCUUGUCAGCUGUGCAGCUUACAUCAGAACACAGCACGUCGGUGCGGCAGGAAGUCUGCAGAAUACGGAACGAGCACCCUGAUGACCCGUCCGCGAUCUCCAAGGACCGUGUGAAGGGCUCGCUCAAGGUGACGAGAGCGUUUGGAGCUGGUUUCCUGAAACAGCCGAAAUGGAACGAGGCGCUGCUGGAGAUGUUCAGAAUAGACUACGUCGGGUCAUCCCCGUACGUCACGUGCAGCCCUUCGCUCUGUCACCGCAGGCUCAGCACGAGGGACAGGUUCCUGAUACUGUCCUCGGACGGGCUGUACCAGUACUUCACCAGCGAGGAGGCGGUUGCCCAGGUCGAGAUGUUCAUCGCGACAACCCCCGACGGCGACCCUGCCCAGCACCUGGUGGAGGAGGUUCUUUUCAAAGCCGCGAACAAAGCAGGGAUGGACUUCCACGAACUGAUCGAGAUCCCACACGGCGACCGGCGGCGGUACCACGACGACGUAUCUGUCAUUGUAAUAUCCUUGGAGGGCAGGAUCUGGAGGUCUUGCGUGUAAAUAGGUCGGCCAUACUAGAUUAGAGAAAGAAACGUAUAUAUCUGUAGAGAUAGAGAGAGGUUCUUGCAGGCCUAUUCCAUUACUCCCAGCUGCUCCUGUACAAAAUCUCAACGAAGCACCACUGGGUGGGCUUGGGAUCUCGGCGCAUCCAAGUUGAAUCACGAUGAGAAGAUGCGUCCCCUGGAGCGCAGUGCCGUAUAAGAUGUUCAUGUAAAAGAAGAUCUGUUCAACUACUGAUAACUAAAAUAGCGACCAAUUGGUCAAGUUUUUUUUUGACCUUUUUUUGGGGGCAUCCUCUGUGUUCAUACCACAGGUAAAACUGUACAUGUGCGCAGUGCGCGGCAGACUGAUUCAAAGUCGGACUUGUAUGGUUCUGAAGUACUCCGUACUAAACUUUAUGCAAAUACGCGAAUAAUGGUUAUUUGGUCAGAAACCAUCUGCGGUACUGA